Messenger RNA from Varroa destructor (honeybee mite), 7560 nucleotides. RefSeq names its product baculoviral IAP repeat-containing protein 7-like. Lineage: Eukaryota; Metazoa; Arthropoda; Arachnida; Mesostigmata; Varroidae. Gene Ontology annotation, molecular function: lipid carrier activity; cysteine-type endopeptidase inhibitor activity involved in apoptotic process; ATP hydrolysis activity. Gene Ontology annotation, cellular component: nucleus; cytoplasm; membrane. Gene Ontology annotation, biological process: negative regulation of apoptotic process; regulation of cell cycle; lipid transport. The record is from RefSeq and is a predicted model, not a curated record.
UGGUACAAUUUCGUGUAUAUCGAAACAGGCAGUGUUUCCUGGAGCAAACACGUUUUAGCACGGUCAGCCGACUGUCCUACGAUGAGGAUAUGGCUCAAUUCUCGACCCAGAGGUGGCCAUUUGUUUAUUUGGCCCGUGUCAACGUAGAGACACUUAUCUUCAGUCGCUCAUAACCAAUUUGCAUGAAAAUCUAUCAGUGUGCCUGCGUCCCGCAAGCACUGCUAAGCACCGCGAUAAUAAUUGUCGGUGCUUCCUCGUGCUCUUCUCUCACAUUCGGAGACGUUUCCAGAUCCUCCGUUCUACAUUUUGAAUUGAAUACCGUAUACUGAAGAUGAUUAUCGAUAGCCGAAUGUGCAUAGUUCAUCUUCUCGACCAACUAUUUAACAGGCUGUUUGUUACUCAUGGUUUUCAUCGUCUUCGGAUGGCCACACGAAAUAAAGCACAUCCUCAAGUUAAGCUGAAUUUUUGAAUUUAGCAAACUAUUUUUAAACCAUAUUUAUCCGGUUUGGGUUAAAUUUGGGUUGACGACCUGAAAAGAUUCGUAGCCUAAUCAGGCUAUUGGGUACAGCUAUUGGAACAAAUGUUUUUUUUCUCAUUUCUUAUUCAACUUCAGUUGAGGUUUUAGUUAAUUGAAAGACUUUGAGAAUUGUGCUUACCGCCAUCGAUAACUUAAAUUGAGUAAAUUACAGCGUACAGAUAUAUGCUCAAGCCUAUAGAUGGUUUUGCCGUAACGUACAAAAAUUGUGUAUUUCGUAAGCGCAUUCUGUGGCUCUGACAUUUCGCCCAGACGUCGAUGUUUCUUCUUCUUCGGUCAAAUACCCAAAUAUAUAUAUAUAUAUAUAUAUAUUACUGUGCAUCGAUUUGGCGCAAGCGACAGACACCUUCGAACAUUUCGAAACGUUCUGAACGAGUAUCACAGUUCUUUUGGUGCUAUACGUGAUCACGUUUUAUCACCACGAACAAGAAGCUUGACGGCGGUAAAAGUGGAUGAAUCGAUUUUUUACACCGGUCUUCUCGCUUAGUUGUCUUGCAUUAAUGUUUUUGUGAGAGGUUUGUCGUAACAUUUCAUUCAUUAACAAAUUCCACUCAAACUCUAACUAGAUACACCCAUUCGAAGCGCCCGUGUUGUGAAGCACUAGCGGCAGUUCGCAAAAAAAAAGACGAAACUGAGGACGAAAGCCGGUGGCUGUGCUGACGUCUGCUGGCUGGCCCGAGCGCCCGUCAAGGCACACUGCAGGCAGCGGGCGCUAUCGUUUCGCUGACGAACGGCUUUACCAUUAAAUUUCGCAACUGUUAUUUAGUACCUGUUUGACGAGUAGUGUUUAACGACGACGAACGACUCGAUACCGGGCAUCAGCAUCGGAGCACGAACGUGUUGAGAUGUCUACUCGUUGGCGGCAAAUCGAAUAAAUAGCAAUAGUGGAAAUGGAGCCAAAAAUCGAGGUUAACAUUUUCACAUUUGUGUCCCGUUCGUGAACGCAGCGAAAGGGUUCAGUGAAAGUAUACGGCUGAAAAAUUACUUUUAAAAAUGAUCGUUUCUUCGCCAGUUCUGAGUUGAUAAACGGAGCUAGUUACUUUUCGGAUCAUCUUUUUUUGGCAGAUUUUUUUACGUAUCGUAUAGAGAAAUGUAGAGUCCGAUUGUGGUACAAAUUGCAGCGAUAUGAAACAUCUAAGCGUUUUAUGUACUAACAGAAGUAACUGUGGUGAUAUCAGUGAGUCUAUACCAAUGAAUGUGAUGCAGUGAUUGCUUGGUGACAUUGUGAAGUUUACGAUACGGGCUCAGGGUUUCAUGUGAAUUAUACAUAAUCAUGGUGGACUUUAGAUCCUUUGAAAAGCGGCAGGUUACAAAACGUCUACGGUUUGGAAGAGGAUGCCUACUAUCAGCAACGUUCAAAACUCUACGUUUGUUAAUCCCGGCCGGCCAACCUGCCAGGAGCAGCAGUGGCGUCCAUGAAGGCGCAAUGGGCUACUGGCGUCAGCUAUGGGCCAUCUAUUACAAAGACUUCUUUAUCCGCAAGAUCAAGCGGCACUAUAUAUUCGCCACGCUCGAGGUGAUCGUACCAAUAACUUUGUUGAGUCUGCUCGUGUACCUACGAUACUGCGGAACAAAAGGUGUAUUACCAUAUUCGGGUGGUCCUGAAACCUAUCCACAAAGUCCUGACAUAAAGAUUAUUGUCACGGAACCUUCUUCGAAAGUGGCCGUCGCGCCCAAUAACACCUAUACACAGCAUCUACUGCAACGCCUUGUGGAAAGAUCAGGGAUGCUACUUUUACCGCAAGCGUACCCCAGUUGGGAAGAACUAAAGUAUAGCAUAAAAGAAAGCAACUCUACACUGAUUGCCCUGAACAUGGAACGGGUUAGCUCGACGCGCCUUGAUUACGUUAUAAGCAUCGAUGCUCCUAGACAAGUUAGCUCAAAAGGCUUCCCAAUCAGUAACGACCCUCGAAAUGUUUCGGAAACCAUGGAACCCUACAUCUUGUACCCGCUUAUAUGGAAUAUCUUCGAGCAUUUUGCAGACUACUUUUACGCCGAGCCUAUGAUCGCGCCAACAUUACAACCACAGCCAGCGGCUGGCUAUCUCACCGAUUACUCGUUCGACCAGCUAUCACGAUUCAUAUCGCAGUUCCUCCUCUUCUCGUACGUGGUACUCAUUGGAGUAUACCCUAUGCAGAUUAUCCAGGAGAAGGCAUCACGAAUUAGGGAGCUACUUCGCAUGAGCGGUCAGCCGGAGAUGGUUUAUUGGCAUGGCAUCUUCCUCACUGGCAUGACAUCAAUGACGUUCGUUGCAGUCUUGGCGACAGUACUUUUCGCCUUACCCGUUAAGGGCUACCCACUUUUAAUCAAGUCGAGUCCGUUCGCUGUUUUUCUGGUCCUAAUGACGUUCUCGCUAGUGGCCACGCUCCAGUUGAUCUUGAUUUCAGUCCUCUUCAACGGGCCGACGAUGGGCGCAAUGGUGUCGAUCCUCUUCUGGUUUUUACCGCUCACCCUAUGCACGGUCCUGAUCGACUCAAAAGAAACGGAUAACUACUUCAGCACUGACGCCAGCGUCAAACUGCUAACCGCCAUGCUUCCCACCUGUGGAUGCUAUUGGGCGUUUAAGAUUAUUUGCUUCUGGGAAUCUGCCAAUGUUGGACUCCAGUUUAACAAUUUGGCCGACAUCGCUACCCCAGGAGACAAUAUCUCCAUGCUAAGCGUGCUGCUUACGUUCCUGCUAACCAGCCUCAUUUUAGCUUUUCUGAUAUUCUACCUCGAUGCGGUUCUGCCGUGGCAAUAUGGUAUACCGAAAGAGCCCCUUUUUCUAUUCCGAAAAGCAUAUUGGAUCGAUGUCCAUGAAAGACGGGAUAGUUUCAUCCCACGCGUUGAAGACCCGACGAUGUUUGAGCCGCCACCUCCAAACCUCGAGCCAUUCGUCGUUGUUGACUCUAUCACCAAGGUCUUUGGUAACAAAAAAGUUGUCGACGACUUGUCUGUGCGCUUCUACAAGAAUCAGAUCUCGGUUAUUCUCGGCCAUAAUGGCGCUGGCAAAACGACUACAAUGAAUAUAUUAACAGGCUUGUUUCCGCCAACAUCGGGCGACAUCUUCAUCAAUGGCUAUAGCAUUCGUAAGGACACGAAACAGGCUCGUAAAAGUAUCGGUUUAUGCCCGCAGCACAAUGUGCUCUUCGAUGAUCUGACAGUCGAGGAACAUUUACAAUAUUUUGCUAUCAUUAAAAACACCCCGUCGUUCAAUGGCGAGAUCGUAGAACUGCUAACUCGGUUCAAUCUUCUUCAUAAGCGAUCCACGCUUGCCAAAGAUUUAUCUGGUGGAAUGAAGCGGAAGCUCUCGAUGGCCAAUGCGAUGGUUGGGGGAUCCGAGCUUCUCAUUCUGGAUGAGCCAACAGCUGGUAUGGAUCCCCAAGCGCGUCGCGAGAUAUGGUCCAUCCUUCAAGAUGCCCGUAAGACCCGCACAAUUCUCUUAACAACGCACUACAUGGAAGAGGCCGACGUCUUGGGAGACCGAAUCGCUUUCCUGGCACACGGACGCCUCAAAUGCGUCGGCUCGCCAAUGUUCCUUAAAAGAAAAUUUAAUACGGGAUACAAGAUGCGUGUAGCUAAGGCUUAUCCCGGACAUCGUUCGUACAACAUUCUCGACGUGGUGACAUCACAUGUGAGGGGGGCUGUGGUCGAAGCCAACAUGAAUCACGAAAUAGUUUUCAACCUCGGAUUUCCUCCCACGGAGGAACUGGUGACGCUUUUUCAUCAUCUUGAGGAUAACAAAAAGCGAUAUGGGAUCGCGACACUUGGUGUCGCAGUGACCACAAUGGAAGAUGUUUUUCUGAAGGUCGGCUCCGCGGACGAAGAUCAAAACAACAGCUCCUCCUCACAGCAUAGUCCACGGAAGUCGUAUGAACGGCGGCCACAGGCUUCGGAGAAUACCGAGCGAUUUCCACGUUUCCGACCCAUCUACGGAGGUGCUCUCACUCGACAACAAUUUAGAGCUCUUUUCGUUAAGCGAUUCAACUCCAUCAAACGGCAGUGGUGGAUGCCCCUUCUACUCUUCGUGUUGCCAUUAACGCUGACAUAUCUAUUCUGUGUACUUGACGAGUGGGCCUAUAGGCAUCAAAUACAAAUUACCCGAACGUACUCAAUGAAGUCGAUUUACGGCAGCACGAAGAGCUGGUUCAGCUCGGUUUUUCCGCAAAAUAGUUCUCGAAGUAUUUUCAAACACCUGGAAGCCGCUUUGCUCGAGGAGGACGUUUCCAACACUGUGAUACCGCAGCAAGACUUCGAAAAGUAUCUUCUAAGUUUAUCCGAGAAGGACCCCCUUGCCUAUAGGAGAACCAUGAUGAUGGGCGUAGCCGAAUCCAAGAAGGGCAUAGAACUUUGGGUAAACGAUCAACCGUACCUAUCGGCACCUUCAGCAUUAAUCAUCUUGCAACGGGCCAUGCUGAAAAAGGCCUUGAAGGAACAAGUUACUGUUGAGGCGGCCACUGAUCCUCGAGAUAGCACAAACGUCCAUACUGCGACUUUGCUAAAACUUAUUUGGGUGCGUUUUGUUGCCGUCUUUCCGAUCUCGUUGGCAACUGCCUUUCUUACCUGCUCGAUCGUUCUGAACCCAAUUCAGGAGAAUAUAUCAAAGGCAAAAUUGGUGCAACUGAUGUCUGGCGUGAGCCAGACGAUUUACUUCGGAGCGAGCUUCGUGUUCGAUGGAAUUUUGCUAGUAGUAUCAUGUGUUUGUAUGCUGGCCAUUAUGCUUAUCUACAAUCCACUUGAAUCGUUCAGAGUCUUCGAUGACACUUGGGAAGCGACCCUGGUGAUAUUGCUUUUGUAUGCUUAUGCGAUGACUCCAAUGUCUUACAUUACGUCGUACAUGUUUACCAAGCCCGCCACCGGAUUUAUGUACCUGCUCGUCUUCAAUGUACUCUCUGGGUCUGUUAUUGUGGUCGUUAUGGCGAUGUUGGACAUGUUGAGUAUGACGAAACACAACCUUUUUAAAUUGGACGUUGAUGCCCUUGCUUUUUUUCUUCAAGCAUUUAAUUAUAUACCUUCGUUCAGUGUUGUGUGGGGCUUUGUUAACAUCCACGUAAACGGCCUCUCCCGAGAUUUCUGCAAAGAUAACCGCAAAAUCAUGGAUGAAAUGUGUAACAACUCACUAAUCAGUCCAUUUGUGAAGCCUUGCUGUCAUUCCUGUGAACCCGCAAACGAGUUCUAUCAAGAGGGCUUCAAUUUCUGUUACGUGCACACUUCCCCAUUUGCCUUCCAAAAACGUGACGGGGCAGGCUUUCAGAUGUUGGCGCUGUUUAUCGUUGGAACAGUACUCUUUGCAGUGCUCAUCUUUAUGGAAAGUAACGCACAAAGACUAUUCUGUUUCGCUUUUGAUAAGAUGAAUAAGCUACGACGCAAAUCGUUCGGCGGUUAUCCUAACGCAAAUUCAUUAACUAAUGGCGAGGACGAUGAUGUCCAUAAGGAACGAUAUGAAACAGAGCGGCUGGUCCGCCUAGGCGUUGCAGCUAUUUCCACCGAGGCGUUGGUAGCGCAUGGCCUCACAAAAGAUUACGGCAGAUUUAGAGCUGUCGAUAACAUUUCGUUCCGGGUUCAUGAACAGGAGUGUUUCGGCCUGCUGGGAGUAAAUGGAGCUGGAAAAACGACAACUUUCGGAAUGCUAACCGGUGAUUUAAUGUGUACCGAAGGCAACGCUUACAUUAAAGACACGAAUAUCCGAAAGAACGUACAAAAGUUCCAGAAGCACAUCGGCUAUUGCCCUCAAGGUGACGCACUCAUCGACAAGAUGACCGGUCGCGAAAUGCUUCACUUAUACUGUGCCCUACGCGGAGUCCCUCCAAAUCUAACUGAGCAUCUGGCCGCAUUCAUCAUCGACGUAGCUGACCUCGAAGCUCACGCAGACAAAACAACCGACUCGUACAGUGGAGGGACUAAACGCAAAUUGUCUAUCGCCUUAACUCUCACCGGCAAUCCAACAGUUAUGUUUUUGGAUGAACCCACGGCCGGUGUGGACCCGUCGGCUCGUCGAAAGAUCUGGCGCACCCUGUUGCGGGCUCAACGAGACAUGGGAUCGGCGAUCGUUCUCACGUCGCACUCGAUGGAGGAGUGUGAAGCUCUCUGCCACAGAAUGUGCAUUAUGGUAAACGGUCGCUUCCGUUGUAUCGGAUCAACACAGCAGUUAAAGUCGAAGUACGGCGAAGGCUUCACUGUACUGAUUAAGUUGGCCAUAGGACACGAAUAUCAGGCCAACGAGGUGGUCGAACUCAUGAAAGAGAGCUUCCCUGGACAUGUUAUACUCCGAGAGAACUAUCAGAGUUUGCUCCACUUCCAGGUGACAGACACGUCGCUCCGGUGGAGCGUUCUGUUUCAGCGCGUGAACGACAUAAACAAAAUGAUGUUGUUCGAAGAUGUCAUCGUGUCAGAUACAACACUCGAACAAAUCUUCAUUUCGUUCGCAAAAACCCAGAGAAGACGAGAAGAAGACCUUCCUUGACCUCGAAGCAUCGUAAGGCCGAUUCCUUGGAGGGUACGGUUGAAGAGUCCUAUGCGAGGCUUUGUACCCCGUGCCGCUGCUGGCAUAGGCUGAACGGACAAGAACGAUCUGCCGAAGAACAGAUCUGCUUCCCUUAACUAUGACAACUAGCCGUAAUAAUCAAACUAUUAUUCCAAUGGGGGCUCAGCGAAAGAUAUUGGUCGCAAAUCGACACCUGGCAGCUGUCGUGGCAACGAAGAUAAUGGAAGCCGAUGCAGUAUUAUAGGUAGGCCUCUAGCAAAGCAUUGAAAUCAUUUUGGAAUUUCUCGAAAGUUUUUUGUCUGAUUAGAAAUUCAAUUGUACAAUCAAACAGUUAAUAUAACGCAAGAAACAGAGCCUUCGAAUUAUGCGGACGGAGCUCUGUGCCGAAGGAAAUUUUCAAAUUGACUCUCAGCGUUAUUUCAUUUACAAUUACAAGUACCUAUUUCGAUGCGUGUACCGAAAAGCGGACCGAAGAACACAAUACGAAUGAAAGCAGAACUUUUCGAGAGUGAAAUGUCAUAUAAAAAAAAAAACAACUACUAAUAUCAUUAUGAAGGUACAA